Messenger RNA from Juglans regia (Persian walnut), 364 nucleotides. Its product is annotated as histone deacetylase 9-like. The transcript has 3 exons. The coding region runs from base 12 to 272 and encodes 86 amino acids. Lineage: Eukaryota; Viridiplantae; Streptophyta; Magnoliopsida; Fagales; Juglandaceae. The record is from RefSeq and is a predicted model, not a curated record. Gene Ontology annotation, molecular function: histone deacetylase activity.
GAUCUGUCUAUAUGCAUUCUGGAAACAUGGCUUCCGCAGGGGAUGUGGGUAGUGUUUAUUUUGGCCCAAACCAUCCGAUGAAGCCACACCGGCUUUGUGUGACCCACCAUCUCGUCCUCUCCUACGAGCUCCACCAGAAGAUGGACGUAUAUCGGCCUCACAAGGCAUACCCAGUUGAGCUUGCUCAAUUCCAUUCAGCUGAUUAUGUUGACUUUUUACACCGGAUUACACCUGACACUCAACACAUGUUCUCAGAUGAAUUAGUAAAAUGAAUUUUUUUUUUCAGUGCAUUUAGCUCCAUAAGCUAUUGAUAUGUGGUAAUAUCCAUUUAUUGUAUAACAAUGUUGGAAAAGUAUUCAGUAAA